UCAAACUUCCGCAAAACUUUGCUCUCAGGAACAAAGUUCUGCAUUGCUCCAGUUCAAGCAACUCUUUUCCUUGGAAAAUAGUUCUUCUUCCAUCUGUGAUGAGUACAAGAUACAUUACUCUUAUCCAAAAAUGCACUCCUGGGAGGAGGAUAGUGAUUGCUGCUCGUGGGAUGGGGUUACAUGUGAUACAGAGACAGGUCACGUUAUUGGCCUGGACCUUAGUUGUGGUUGGCUUCAUGGCAACAUUCCUUCCAACACCACUCUCUUUCUCCUUCCUCAACUACAAACCCUAAACCUUGCUUUCAAUAACUUCAACCACUCUCAUAUUUCCCCUGGUUUCAGUUUUUUUCCUCGUUUGACUUACCUCAACCUCUCUUUCUCAAACUUUUCUGGCCAACUUCCCUUUGAAAUCUCUCAUUUGUCUAAAUUAGUUUCACUUGACCUCUCUCAGAACUUCCAAGUGAGUAUUGAUACCCCUGUUUUGGAAGGGCUGGUUCAAAAUUUGACCAAGUUAGAAGAACUGUCUCUUGAUUACAUUGACAUGUCUUUGACUAUAGUUGGCCGCUUGACGAAUCUGUCUUCUUCUUUGACAUAUUUGAGUCUCAAUGAUUGUGGAAUGCAAGGAAAUUUCCCAGAUAUUGUCUUUCGCCUGCCAAAUCUACAGUUCAUCAGUUUACGGUGGAACUCCAACUUAACAGGAAUUUUUCCAAGGGUUAAUUGGAGUAACCCUCUCGAGUUUUUGGAUGUCUCUAGAACGAGAUUUUCUGGAGAAUUAUCUAAUUCAAUUGGCAAUUUAAUGUCCUUGAGAUAUUUGAAUCUCUAUAACUGCAAUUUUGUUGGGUCAAUUCCUGCAUCAGUUGGUAACCUUACACAACUUGCCUUUUUAGAUUUUUCAGCCAACCAUUUCAUCGGUGAAAUUCCAGCUGAUAUUCUUGUCAACCUAACUCAAGCUUUUCAUUUAUCUAUCCAAAAUAAUCUACUGGUUGGUCCAAUCCCUUCUCGUGCAAAUAGGCUUCCAAAUUUAUCCUGGUUUUCUUUUUUUGGUAAUUUUCUCAAUGGGUCUAUACCAUCUUGGAUAUUCAAUCUUCCAAACGUGGAGUAUAUAGACCUUGGUUACAACCAACUAACCGGUCAUCUUGUUGAAUUUCAGAGUAACCUCUUGUCAUCCCUUUAUUUAGAUCAUAAUAGGUUUUGUGGCUCAAUUCCAAUUCUACCAUAUCCGUUGAGAUUCUUUCUUAUCUCAAAUAAUAAAUUGACGGGAAAGAUUCCUCGUUCGAUCUGCAAUAUGAGCUUAUUUAGAGUUUUUGAUCUUUAUAACAACAGCUUGAGUGGAGCCAUUCCAGAAUGCAUGGGAAACUUUAGCAAUGAACUCCAAGUUUUGGAUUUGCAGAAGAAUAGAAUUGAUGGUAGAAUUCCUGAUACAUUUGCAAGAGGCGGUCAAUUGAGAACGCUUAGUGUUAAUGACAAUCAGUUGGAAGGGUCGAUCCCACGAUCUUUGAUGAAUUGUAAGAUGCUUGAAGUUCUUGAUCUUGGAAACAACCACCUAAACGAUUCCUUUCCAAAUUGGUUAGAAAGCCUUCCAAAUCUACGGAUUCUUAUUCUUCGUUCCAAUAAGUUUCACGGUUUUGUACGAGAACUCUCUACGGUUUUUCAGUCGUUUGCUAAGUUGAGAAUCCUUGAUCUUUCAAAUAACAAUUUUAGUGGUUCUUUACCAAAGAAAUAUUUUGAAAAUUUAGAAGCUAUGAUGGAUGUUAAUGAAACAGAAAGGAAGUUGCGAUAUAUGAGUGAAGGGUAUUAUCUAGAUUCUGCAAUAGUGACAUUGAAAGGCUCUGAUGUGGAAAUAAUGAAAAUUAUUACUACUUUUACUUGUAUAGAUUUUUCAAACAAUAACUUCCAUGGAGAGAUUCCAGAACUAAUUGCAAAUCUUCAUGCAUUGCGACUCCUCAACCUUUCCCACAACCGUUUAAGUGGUUGCAUCCCGUCAUCUUUAGGGAAUUUGACAGGUCUUGAAUCAUUAGAUCUUUCUUCAAACAAGCUUGUGGGAGAGAUUCCAUAUCAAUUGACAAAACUGAAUUUUCUUCAGGUUUUAAACUUGUCCCAAAACCAACUCACAGGACCAAUACCUCUAGCCAACCACUUUGAUACCUUCCCAAUUAGUUCAUACAGUGGCAAUAAGGGAUUAUGCGGGUUUCCCAUGCCAACAAAAUGUGACACUGAUUCACCACCACCAUUCUCGAUGUGGGAAGAUACAGAGCCUACAGAUGGAUUUGGUUGGGAAGUUGUGUUGAUAGGGUAUGGAUGUGGAAUGGUAUUUGGAAUGUUGAUAGGAUAUGUUGUAUUCUCAACUGGAAAGCCUAAAUGGCUUGCGAAGAUUGUUGAAGUAGAACAUCAUAGAAAGUUGGGAAGGGCGUGAGCAACCGUGGAGGAAGAAGAGGCCAGUGCAUGCGAGAAGCUCUCUUGUGUUAUAAGCUUUUGUCAAAAUGUCUUUCUUUUGUACGUGUAUUACUGUAUAUAG
Molecule: messenger RNA, 2515 nt
Organism: Pistacia vera
Lineage: Eukaryota; Viridiplantae; Streptophyta; Magnoliopsida; Sapindales; Anacardiaceae
Product: receptor-like protein Cf-9 homolog
Exons: 1
Coding region: 131-2413 (760 amino acids)
Molecular function (GO): protein binding
Source: RefSeq, a predicted model, not a curated record